AGAGGCACUUAGUCCUCCAAUAAUAUGGAUUAUAUUGACUUUGAUUCGCCCAAUGUUGGGGUCAGUGAUACUCUCAUUAGUCCAUGGGACCUGAUUCUCCACGGACUUUCCGAGGAACUGGACACCGAUCAGAGCCUUUUACAAGAAGUAUGCCAACGUGCAGUCCAGGACCUGGGGCCAGCAUUUGCUGGAAUUCAGAAUGCUGACGAUUUCUUCGCUGCUCUUGAAAACAAUCUGAGUAACGACAAAGGUUUAAUUCUUGACUAUUUGAUAGCUUUAGUAGAUAUUGUUAAUUUAUACAGACGUCAGGGGACUGAACCAUUCAAAGAUGUUUUACUGCAAUAUAAAAACCAGUUAACAAAAUACAGAGAAGAUUGUGCACGGGUCUCCAAAUCUAAGGUUGAGGAAUUCAUAGGAAGAGAAGCAGACCUUAAAAAUAUAGAGGAAAAUCUGAGAGGAAAAAAAUAUCAAGGCGUUGCAAUCUGUGGAAUGGGUGGGAUUGGAAAAACAAGUCUGGCUACAGAGGUCUGCUACAGACUGCAGCAUGCAAGAGAGAAAUGGCAUGUUGAGACCAUAGACAUGAGAGAGAAGGAAGAUUUGGUAGACUUACUGCGAGAUCUGGUUACUGCAGUAGGGCAGGAAUGUAACAGUGCAGAAGUUGUAGACCUGUACUCAGAAUUAAUCACAGGACUGAGAGGAUUGAAAGCCAGGACAAUUUUCUUCAUGGAUAACCUGGAUGAUAUGAUGAAAAGCAGUGAAAGAAAGGAGCAGUUGCUGAAAUUUUUGGAAAAAUUCAGUCUUGAUACAAAAGUACUAGAUACCAAGGUUCGAAUAUUGCUGACUGUGCGACAAAAAUUGGUUACUGAGGAGAAACUGAAUGUGUCAACAUUUAUCAGAAAGAUAUCCAGAAGUGCUGAAAGACUUGGUCAGUUGUUUGAAGUAGAACUACAAAGACUGAAUCAACAGGAAGGUGUUUUACUGUUCAAAGCUUGUUGUAGAAGACCAUUUACAGCUCCCCCUGAAAACGAGGUCUGUCGGAAGAUUGUAGAUUUAUGUGGAGGAAGUCCACUGGCCAUCAAAUCUGUUGGGGCAGCUGUCAGAAGUGGGAAGGUUAAUCCUGAAAUGUUGGCCCAAAAGCUCGAAAAAGAUUUCCCAGGUCUGAAAAUGGAAAGUAAAUGUCUCACUCAAACAUUUGAAACCUUAGACAAACUGAAAAAAGAUAUCAUGGUAAAGUUACAUGUGUUUGGGACAGCUAAGUUUGACUUGGCCUGUGCAGCUUUUGUGUUAGGUGAGGACACUUUGAAGUAUGAAAACCCAAUUACUGCAAUCACCAAUGCAAAUUUGAUAUAUCUGAAGAGCCGCCAUUUUGUAGAGGUUGAUGACUUGACCAAAAUGGAGAAUGAAGAUAUUCAAACAGAAUCAAAGAGUGUAAAAUUUUCUCUACAUCCAUUAGUCCAUGAAUUUCUCUCUCAAAUUGCAAAUAAUGAAAUGUUUAAACAAGCAGAUAAUGAGGCAAAAUGUUUGUUCAUUGAGUAUGUAGAGAAGAAAAACAGUGACAUUUUUGAGAAAUUUGAGAAAAACUGUGUGAAGGCAUGGAAAGAUUUGAAAGACUUCAAGGUUCAUUUGAAAACAUACUAUGACUUGAUCCAAAACAUAACCCCUGAUUUUCUUAAAUUAAGGAAGAGUUCAAGAUCAAUAUUGACUUGUAAAAGAAUAUCAGAAGUGGCAGAUCUAUUUCUUGAAGAUUACGUUAAGUUUAAGCUGCUUGAAAAAUUCAUUGAGCAGUCAAAGUCAAGGGGUGAUUUCUUGGAAACUGCGUUAUGGCAGGUACAUCUGGGAAGAAAAUUUUUUGAAAGUGACAGAAAUGAAAUAGCUGAAAAUAUUCUCAACUGUAUUCUAACAGAAACAUUACCCAGUUUUCCCCUGGAAUAUGGAAGUCUUGGUCCAUUUGUUGAAGUAGCAGGUGCAACUUUUUAUUUUGCUGGAAAGCUAUGUCUCAAAGACAGAAAAUAUUCCGAGGCACUAGUCUACUUCGAAAAUGCUAAGCAACUUUGGGCUAACAAACUAGAGAAGACCGUGAGAAACAAAUACAGUAUUGAUCUAGCAUUGGUGUACAAUUCUUUAGGAAAAGUGCAUGCAAAUCUAACACCACCAAAUCUUCAAAAAUCAAAAUACAAUCACUUGAAGGCAUUUCGUAUUGCAUACAAAAAGUCUGAAAACUUCAACAACAUUGAUAUUCCUCUGUAUAUUCACAAUAUCGGGAGAUGUUUUUACAGAGAAGGAAAUGAAAAUGAGACAAGAAGCAAAAAAGAUGAAGCCAAGCAAUGCUUCAGAGAUGCAGAGAAUUAUUACAAACAGGCUAUGAAACUGUUCAGACAUUUUAAAAUGGAAAAGUUUGACAGCUUUGCAGAAGUGCAGCGAUCCCUAGCUUUUGCAGAGAUGAAGUUGAGGGAGAUGGGAUUAGCUGAGGAUGACAUAGUAAAGGCUUAUGAGUUGAGAAAGUUGGUCAUGUCCCCUCCCCAUGAAGCCAUCACCACCACAGUGCAUGAUGUAGCCACAAUAAGGAUAGAAAGGGCCAUUUAUCUUUACUGGGAGUACUUUCAGAAAAAAAUAGGAGACAAAUAUGAGCCCAUUAACAAGUUAUAUGAGGCCAUUGCAGACUAUGAACAUGUGAUGCAUUUAACAAAACUUGGAGGUCUGCCCAUGGAUCAUCCAGAAUACCAACACAUAAAGAAUAACCAUAUCUGGGCUCUGACACAGGUCAAAGAAAACAAGAAAAUAGCCAAAGCUGUCCAGUUCUAUAAGGACUUUGAGAGUGGGAAGUUUGAAGCUACUCGAAAAAAGAGGAGGAGUAAGAAAGAAACAACAAAAUUUUUUCACACAUACGAUGAACUGCAAACCAUGCUCAGAGCAGGUGCUUUUGUGGGAGCUGAAGUUACUGAAGCUUCAUCUUCAGAUGAUGAUUUUUCUGAUGAUAGUGAUGAUGAUCCUUCACAGCAUCCCAAGCUGCCUUUACCAAAUAAAAGCGAUGAGAAGACCCCAACUUUUAACUUAAGAAAAACAAGACUGAACUUCAACUACGUGUUUCGAGAAUGUCCAAAGAAAGAACGAGAGCAGUACGGCGAUUUGAGUGGUGAUGACUAUUUUAUUGAGGAGGAUUUUGAAGAAGUUGAUUUUCUGGAUAGCUCAAAUUCUUGCGAACAACUUAUGAAACAAGCAAAGGAGAUGGAGAUGGAUGUUGAUUACAGUGAUGAUGAAGGAGAUGAAGGGCUAAUGAAAGUUCUAGAAAGAAGGACAAGUGACUGUUCAAUUUCUUCACAAAGCUCACUAGAAGAAGAGGAUUUUGAGGCAAGGAGGAAGAGAUAUGCCAGGAAAGGUUCAAGAGAAGGUUCUCUGCAGGACUUUCUGGAAAACAGACUCAGUGAAUCUAAGUCAGUCACAAAGGGAAGAUUAUCAUCCACUUCUUCAACUUCCAUAGAAAUUAGCAUGGAUGAGGAUUCAUCGAAUGUUGGGGAAAGAAAUCCAGAGCUGAUGAAAUUGAGGAAAAAAAUAGAUGAAUGUUUUGAAGCAAAAGAGAAACAAGAACUAGAUUCUUCCCAGCAAAAUGCAAAACUUAGGAGGACCAGGAUGCAGAGGCAACCAACGAUCAAUGAAGAACCAGGGGGUAAUUCUGAUACUCUCAUUAGUCCAUGGGACCUGAUUCGCCACGGACUUUCCCAGGAACUGGACACCGAUCAGAGCCUUUUACAAGAAGUAUGCCAACGUGCAGUCCAGGACCUGGGGCCAGCAUUUGCUGGAAUUCAGAACGCUGACGAUUUCUUCGCUGCUCUUGAAAACUAUCUGAGUAACGACGAAGGUUUAAUUCUUGACUAUUUGAUAGCUUUAGUAGAUAUUGUUAAUUUACAAAGACGUCAGGGGACUGAACCAUUCAAAGAUGUUUUACUGCAAUAUAAAAACCAGUUAACAAAAUACAGAGAAGAUUGUGCACGGGUCUCCAAAUCUAAGGUUGAGGAAUUCAUAGGCAGAGAAGCAGACCUUAAAAAUAUAGAGGAAAAUCUGAGAGGAAAAAAAUAUCAAGGAGUUGCAAUCUGUGGAAUGGGUGGGAUUGGGAAAACAAGUCUGGCUACAGAGGUCUGCUACAGACUGCAGCAUGCAAGAGAGAAAUGGCAUGUUAUGACCAUAGACAUGAGAGAGAAGGAAGAUUUGGUAGAGUUACUGCGUGAUCUGGUUACUGCAGUAGGGCAGGAAUGUAACAGUGCAGAAGUUCUAGACCUGUACUCAGAAUUAAUCACAGGACUGAGAGGAUUGAAAGCCAGGACAAUUUUCUUCAUGGAUAACCUGGAUGAUAUGAUGAAAAGCAGUCAAAGAAAGGAGCAGUUGCUGAAAUUUUUGGAAAAAUUCAGUCUGGAUACAAAAGUACUAGAUACCAAGGUUCGAAUAUUGCUAACUGUGCGACAAAAACUUGUUACUGAUGAUAAACUGAAGAUGCCAACAUUUAUUAGUAAGAUAUCCAGAAGUGCUGAAAGACUUGGUCAGUUGUUUGAAGUAGAACUAAAAAGACUGAAUCAACAGGAUGGUGUUUUACUGUUCAAAGCUUGUUGUAGAAGACCAUUUACAGCUCCCCCUGAAAACGAGGUCUGCCGGAAGAUUGUAGAUUUAUGUGGAGGAAGUCCAUUGGCCAUCAAAUCUGUUGGGGCAGCCAUCAGAAGUGGGAAGGUUAAUCCUGAAAUGUUGGCCAAAAAGCUGGAAAAGGAUUUUCCAGGUCUGAAAAUGGAAAGUAGAUGUCUCACUCAAACAUUUGAAACCUUAGAUAAACCAAAACAAGAUAUUAUGGUAAAGUUACAUGUGUUUGGGACAGCAAAGUUUGACUUGGCCUCUGUAGCUUUAGUGUUAGGUGAGGACACUUUGAAUUAUGAUAACGAAGGCCCAAUACAUGCAAAAACCAGAGCAAAUUUGAUAUAUCUGAAGAGCCGCCAUUUUGUAGAGGUUGAUGACUUGACCAAAAUGGAGAAUGAAGAUAUUCAAACUGAAUCAAAGAGUGUAAAAUUUUCUCUACAUCCAUUAGUCCAUGAAUUUCUCUCUCAAAUUGCAAAUGAUGAAAUGUUUAAACAAGCAGACAAUGAGGCAAAAUGUUUGUUCAUUGAGUACAUAGAGAAGAAAAACAGUGACAUUUUUGAGAAAUUUGAGAAAAACUGUGUGAAGGCAUGGAAAGAUUUAAAAGACUUCAAGGUUCAUUUGAAGACAUACUAUGACUUGAUCCAAAACAUAACCCCUGAUUUUCAUAAAUUAAGGAAGAGUUCAAGGUCAAUAUUGACUUGUAAAAGAAUAUCAGAAGUGGCAGAUCUAUUUCUUGAAGAUUACGUUAAGUUUAAGCUGCUUGAAAAAUUCAUUGAGCAGUCAAAGUCAAGGGGUGAUUUCUUGGAAACUGCGUUAUGGCAGGUACACCUGGGAAGAAAAUUUUUUGAAAGUGACAGAAAUGAAAUAGCUGAAAAUAUUCUCAACUGUAUUCUAACAGAAACAUUACCCAGAUGUUGUCUAGACAAUGGAAGUCUUGGUCCAUUUGUUGAAGUAGCAGGGGCUACUUUUUAUUUUGCUGGAAAGCUGUGCCUCAAAGACAGAAAAUAUUCAGAGGCACAAGUCUACUUCGAAAAUGCAAAGCAAUUUUGGGCUAACAAACUAGAGAAGACCGUGAGAAACAAAUACAGUAUUGAUCUAGCAUUGGUGUACAAUUCUUUAGGAAAAGUGCAUGCAAAUCUAACACCACCAAAUCUUCAAAAAUCGAAAUACAAUCACUUGAAGGCAUUUCGUAUUGCAUACAAAAAGUCAGAAAACUUCAACAACAUUGAUAUUCCUCUGUAUAUUCACAAUAUUGGGAGAUGUUUUUACAGAGAAGGAAAUGAAUAUGAGACAAGAAGCAAAAAAGAGCAAGCCAAACAAUGCUUCAGAGAUGCAGAGAAUUAUUACAAACAGGCUAUGAAACUGUUCAGACAUUUUAAAAUGGAAAAGUUUGACAGCUUUGCAGAAGUGCAGCGAUCCCUAGCUUUUGCAGAGAUGAAGUUGAGGGAGAUGGGAUUAGCUGAGGAUGACAUAGUAAAAGCUUACGAGUUGAGAGAGUUGGUUAUGUCCCCUUCCCAUGAAGCCUUAACCACCACAAAGCAUGAUGUAGCCACAAUAAGGAUAGAAAGGGCCAUUUAUCUUUACUGGGAGUACUUUCAGAAAAAAAUAGACAAAUAUGAGCCCAUUAAGAAGUUAUAUGAGGCCAUUACAGACUAUGAGCAUUUGAUGCAUUUAAUAAAACUUGGAGGUCUGCCUAUGGAUCAUCCAGAAUACCAACACAUAAAGAAUAACCAUAUCUGGGCUCUGACACAGGUCAAAGAAAACACGAAAAUAGCCAAAGCUGUCCAGUUCUAUAAGGUCAUAAUGUUGAUAAAGAUCCAAAUCAAAAGUUAA
This is a messenger RNA of Saccostrea echinata, 6450 nucleotides long. RefSeq lists its product as uncharacterized. The transcript has 17 exons. The record is from RefSeq and is a predicted model, not a curated record. Lineage: Eukaryota; Metazoa; Mollusca; Bivalvia; Ostreida; Ostreidae. Bases 25 to 6450 code for a protein of 2141 amino acids. Gene Ontology annotation, molecular function: ATP hydrolysis activity; ADP binding; protein binding. Gene Ontology annotation, biological process: defense response.